Dichomitus squalens LYAD-421 SS1 is the source of this 2775-nucleotide messenger RNA. RefSeq lists its product as uncharacterized. The coding region runs from base 1 to 2775 and encodes 924 amino acids. The transcript is spliced from 2 exons. The record is from RefSeq and is a predicted model, not a curated record. NCBI's taxonomy places the organism in Eukaryota, Fungi, Basidiomycota, Agaricomycetes, Polyporales, Polyporaceae.
AUGGCGAAACUCCGUGCUUUCCUGUCUGGUGUACCGGACGUCCCUCGUACCUACACCGUUCGCGACAUCCGUCACAGAUACUUGCUCUGGAAAUCUCAUGGCGUUCUCCGCAACCUCAGUCCUAUGGAUAUCAGCUCGUUAAUAUGCCUCCUUGGUACCCUCUCGCUCUCGACAUCGACAGUGCCUUACAGCACACUUUACUCGCAUCCUCGUGCUCCUCUUAUGAAGUGCUCGACUUACACUCCUCCCUGGGAUCUCCUUGCCACUCUCUUCUGUGACAAGCGGUACUCCUUAAGGUAUCCCUUGGUAUCUUCAGACCGCUAUUGGAUGAUGCGCACGUAUCUCGCCUUGUUCUCCGAGCGAGCUUCAAGUGAUCCUACGGAAGCUGAGCGAUACCUCUUCAAGGCGGGAAAGCUCUAUGCCUCUCUUUCUACGGCUGCCCAUCCCGACAUUCAUGUGCCUUAUUUACAAGCCUUGCUUGCCUCUCCGUCCGCGGCAUCCGCUGACGCCCUCACGAAAAGCUUCGCCUCUCUGUUAACACGGAGAUGGUGUCAUCCGGCGAUCGUUAAUGUGCUGCUUCAAGUGGUCCUCCGUUCACAAGAGGGUCCUCUGGCUUCGUCGAGGUGGGGCAUCAUCAAUGCUCUUGCCGAGGGCAUCACUGCUCGAGACGAUCGAGAUCCUCCGGUCUACAAUGCAGAACCAACAUCCGCUUAUACGGAAACUUCGCGCAUGCCGCCGGCCCUUGGGAGUGGCAUCAGCAGUUUGGCAAUGGCUUUGGAAGGCGCUGCCUUUGGCUCUGGCUGGGCUCGCGGACGUGGUCAAAUCGACAAUCGUUUGCGAAGCUGGAGCGUUACUAUCGCCAGACGCGUCUUCGCUGUCGAUCCCGAUUCGGAGGACACGGUCGACCUUCGGUGGAACUGUCUCGUAUUUCUCGCUCUCGCCCGCACGCGCUCCACGGACGUUAUCGGCCAGAGCGCGUUCAGGUCGCAAGAUCCUGUGCAGCAGGCAGCGGUAGUAGAAUGGCAGACCAUCUGCAUCCUCACGAUUUUGGAGAACCUCCUGCAGUCGCAGAGUGAGCCCGGCGCCUUGCCGCUCGAGAACGAAAUACUGCGCGGCCUGGCGAGCGUCGUUCGGAAUGUCUGGCGCGAUUGGACCACGGUCCACCCCUCCGUCGCUCCUCCCCGAUCGCUUUUCGUCACCCGUCUCAUCUGCGCAUCCGUCUUCAAGCUCGCAGGCCAGCUCAAGGAUAAGGCUCUCGUGGACAUGUGCCGCGAGUACACGGUCGCGGCUGCGCUGUGGUCCAUGGACCUCGACAAACCCAGGACGGAAGACGGUCUGCAGGAGAUGGCUGCCGAGCAGCUCUACGCUUCUUUGGAGUGCGGGACGUUCUUCGAGCGCGCCCUCGUCGACCUGAUGCUUUAUGCGUCUCACGUGCGCACCCUGCGCGCUGCGGUCGACUUGUCGAUCGUCCGGUAUGCCCGCACGGACCCCGAACAUGCCCAAGAGUUCGUCGCGUGGUCGAGUAACCGCAACAUCGUGCCCACGCAUACAGUCGUCGCGACUGUGGGUGUCGCGUUGGCGCGAUACGGCGUCGGCGACUACUUGGAUCGAUACAUGAACGACGUCCGGCUUCCUCCCGAGUCGCGCGAGAGGGUGCUCUUCGCUCAUCUGUGGGCUUACGUUCGUCAAGGUCGCGAGUUCAUGGCCCCGAGGAAUGUAGCAAACGUGAUGGACCGCGCCUUCCUCGUGCACUUCCAGCUCGACAGCCCAAUGCGCCUGACCUCAGUACUUCAGUCCACACUAUUGGUGUUGAUCCGUCACGGUUAUGCCAGGAAGGUCGUCACGCUCGUCGAGGGGGUCUCUGCCCAGCAGCCCGCGCUGUCCACGGCCCAGUUCUACACUCGUCUACUCCACGCACUCUUGCGCCACCGGCAGUAUUCCGAGGCACGCCACCUGCUCGUACACGCCGUACUGAGAUACCCAGAUAUGACCUCCCGUUGGACUGCGCUAGUAUUGUUUCGCUUGUAUCGUGUGGGUGUGCGCAGACUCGCAACCAGAGUCGCGUCUCGCAUCCAGAUCCACCAGCCACCAUCUUUCGCGAUGCUGGCUGACCUCGCUCGUAACCUACAGUCCCAGCCGCGACAGCUCCCCAGUGACCGCUCAGUCACGUCGAGUCUAGCGUCGAUAGGCGUGGAUGUCGACGAUCCUCGCGCCUGGCAGUACACCGUGAACCUGCUGGCUCGCGCCGGUCGGACCCACGCCGCGAAACAGUUCUUCCUGGCAAUACACGAGCGAGCGAGCCCUCCAGUGCGCACCUCGCUCGGCAACACGAUACUCCACGGGUACUUAUUGCGCACCAGGUCGUCGAACAGGCGGCGCCUACGCUUGGUCACGCACGCAUACAAGGAGUUCGCAGAGCAGCACGACUUCGUCGCGGACCACGUCACUGUCAAUAUUCUGUUGAAGGCGCAGCUGCGUUCACGGACUGAAGUCAACGGAGCGAAAGCGCGAGAGCUCUUCGACGCACUCGUACAACUUGGCUACCCGACUGGAGAGGCCGGCGGUCGGUCAGGAAGCCCUCCGUUCGGUACAAAGAUCGCGGCGGGGAUACGCAUUGGGGAUCUCGACCUCCCGCGCAUCGACGCGCCGCUUUCGUUCAAGCGCCACGUCGAACCGAUGUACAAGACGUUCAUCAAGGCGUUCUACCAGAGGGGCGACGUUGUGGCAGCGAGGAAAAUAAUUGGGAUGCUUAAGAUUCUCGAAGUACGGGGCUAG